UCUUACCAUUUCUUGUGAAAGACUUCUCUGCUCGACAAAUGCAAAUAUAAUAUUCCUUUGGGUCUGUGAAUCCCUCUUCUUUCAAAAGCGACUGUACUUCUGACCAAGAUUUUGGCCAUAGAGAAGCCAAAAUAUCCUCAUCAAUUUCUGGAUCAAGGUUGGUAAAUAACAUUGUCCUCCCAUAACUCAAAAUAUCCUCGAAUGUUUUUAUUGAACACCCACUAUUAUCCACAAUAGUCAUAGCUUGCAGAACAGCCUUUACAACAAGUCUUUUGUAAGGGUUGCCUUGAUUGAAGUCAUCUUCCAUGUCAUUUCUAUUUUCAUUGUCAUGAUUCAUACAUACAUCUUGGACAACAUUUAUUUCGCAAUCGAUAUUUUCUGAAGUUUCCAUCGUGACAUCAGAUGUUUCAUGUUCUUCAAACGUAUUUUGUCCAAAAGCUUCGUCCUCUUUCGAGUUGUGAAAUGAAGAUGAUAUACGAGCUUCGUUCCAGUGCCGUAGUUCUGUUUUCCUUGUAACAGCUCUUCCUUUACAGCGAUAGCACCUACAAUGAACAUGUCUAUAAGAUAAUUCAGUACAGCUGCAUGUGGAUACUUCUUUUCUUGACCACAUUUCGACGUUGAAUCCACCAUAUAUUCCUCUUGUAGCUCUUUGCACGCAUCCGCCAUCUUUGUUUACCACAGGAAGCCCAAAUUCAGCACUUGUUAGCCAAUAGUGAGAAAGCUUAUACCAACAACUAAAACGGCGGGAAAAAACUACCAAUCAAUGCCGCUGUUAGAAAAAUUGAAGGAAAGGCGGGCAAAAUUGACCAAUGAGAUAGCAAAUAGACUCAUGAACAGCGUAGCUUGCCCGGCCUUGCUGUAUUUUCACUGCAAAUAUUCCAAGAUGGAUGACUCGAUUGUACAAGAAGGGCAGAGUGGUACGAGUCAGGUGAACGAAAACGCUCAAAUUCUUACGGACAAGAACGAUUUGGAAUCGAAAAUUAAAGAUCUAUUCGGCGAGGAAGUUUUAAAUGCUUUCAAACGUGAACAAGUUGUCAAUGAGAUGGCUAUUUCAGACCUCUUGGAAAGGAAAGCGGAUGCCACAAUCUUUCAAAGACUUUCCUUGUGUUACGGUAAAGCGGUCAUUUUCAAGAAGGAGUUUAGUUUUCUCAAAAGACAAAAGGCAUCUUUUGGCUCCAAAACGUCCCCUUCUCCUCCGCCAAAACCGACUAUGGCCGACUUACAACAGCUGAAUCCAGAAAUGAAGCACUUAUAUCUUACAAAACGUAAAAAAAUAGGGGUAUUAGCAGCAAACAAAUGGACUGAAUUUCCAAAGUUUAACUCGCCUGAGGCCAAAGCUGAACUAGAUGCAUUUGCCGAAAACAUAGAGAAAGAAUGUGGCAUAAAAGAGAUCAAUUUUGGAAAGGAAGGAAUAAAGAAGCACAUACAGAGUUUUUGCAAUGAACAACGUAGAUACAACAAAAAACGAAAACGUCCAUCUUAUGAUGAUGAUUAUAAGAUUCCAAGUUCCCAGGCCAUAAAAAAAGAGAUGCAAAGCAACCAUAGCUCAUCAGAUCUAGAGGAAAGCUCAGUAGAUCUAGACAGAGAGGGGGAACAGGAUGAACAUUUAGAACAGGAUGGAAGUAGUGCUGGAGACACAGAGAUUUUGAGUGAUGAUGAGAUGGAAGGAAGCCAGUGCCCUAUAAGCCCCAAAAUUCCAAAACCCAGCACUAGCACUUCAAGCCCAGAAGAUGCGAAAGCAGGGGAUCAAGUUGAAGCUCUACCAUUAAAAAUAAAGAGGGCAGUGAUUAAAUCAGUGUUUGGUAAACAACUCACCAGAGAGGUGUGUGUUGAUGUACUUAAAAAUAAAUUCUUUUUGAAAAGCAAUGCCUUAACAUCUCUCUCACCUAGUCAGGCAAUAGCAGUACUUAUUAGAAAACUUGUAAGUCAAAAAUACGUAGAAUUUAAAACACCACCGUCUCAGAUAACAUCUAUUAAUGAUGUAAACGUGUUAAAGGAAAUUUCACUGAUGUGAGGUAGACACUUAAUUAUACACUUGUCUUUGUUAGGUUCUUUAUAUCUUCUAAAAGCUUAAUUCGUUAUUUGCUUCAAAAGAUUUAGAAAUAGUUUGAGAAAUUUAGCUUGUUUGAAUUGGAUAUGCUGAAGUUGUAGCCACUAGUGAUGUGAGGCAGGCUUAACAGCUUAAAUCUUUAUGUGAUAUUGAUCUAAUAGGUCUGUGCAUGUUGAUAUUAAUUGUUGUGUAACUUCUGAGUAUUGACAUGGGCAAUAUUUGAUGCUCAUGUCAUGUCAUGUGCAAUAAUCUUGGGUAUUUGUAUAGCAUUACAAUCAUCACCCACUUGCACAUCAAAUUAAUAUUGUAUUUAAGUUAACCAAAACAUGGCACUUCUGCUGUUAAUGUUUAUCACGAAUUUAUGUUACAGUAAAUAAAACGUUUUGAAAGUA
Messenger RNA from Nematostella vectensis (starlet sea anemone), 2442 nucleotides. RefSeq lists its product as uncharacterized. The record is from RefSeq and is a predicted model, not a curated record. The transcript is spliced from 5 exons. NCBI's taxonomy places the organism in Eukaryota, Metazoa, Cnidaria, Anthozoa, Actiniaria, Edwardsiidae. The coding region runs from base 764 to 2014 and encodes 416 amino acids.